GCGCGGUCGGGGCAGAGCCCGCCCGCCUGGCGGCCUGUGAGUGGGCGGCCGGGGGCUGGGGGCGGGCCUCGGGGCUGACGGGCAGGCGGCCGUCCCCGCCCCCCUCGCCCAGAGCGGCCGCGCCAGCGCCGGGCAUAGCAGAAGUGAGUACGUGAGCGGCGCAGCCAAGACCCGUCCUCGGACCCCUGACGCACCCCGAGUCCCGGAUCCGAGUUUGAGCCCGCGACGUACCCCGGAUUACCGUGCACCCCGAACGACGCGACCACCUGCGCUCCUUCUCGCUCCGGCUGGCCUCCCCAAGCCCUCUGGCUCCGAGCUCUCCAGCGCCCAAUCCUCCUGGACCGGUCUGUCCGGAUUCCCGCGGGAGACCGACCAGCCAGCCAGCAUCGCCGGCUCCAGGCGCUGCCGCCUCGGUCCCGGAGCCGCUCGCCUGCAUUGCACCCGCUCCCGGCCCGACCGACCUCCCGGGGACUGUGCGCGACGCGAGCCCGCCGCGGAGCCCGAAGCGCGGACCCUCCCCCGGGCGGCCGCCCGCAGCCCCGCCGGCGCGGCGAGGCGCGGCCCGGCCCGGCUCCCGGAGCGCCCCCGGCCAUGGCCCGAGCCCGCCCGCCGCCGCCGCCGCGCCUGCCGCUGCUCCCGCCGCUGCUGCUGCUGCCGCUGCUGCUGCCCGCCGGCUGCCACGCGCUCGAAGAGACCCUCAUGGACACAAAAUGGGUGACAUCUGAGUUGGCGUGGACAUCUCAUCCAGAAAGUGGGUGGGAAGAGGUGAGUGGCUACGACGAGGCCAUGAACCCCAUCCGCACGUACCAGGUGUGCAACGUGCACGAGUCGAGCCAGAACAACUGGCUCCGCACGGGCUUCAUCUGGCGGCGAGACGUGCAGCGGGUCUACGUGGAGCUCAAGUUCACGGUGCGCGACUGCAACAGCAUCCCCAACAUCCCCGGCUCCUGCAAGGAGACCUUCAACCUCUUCUACUACGAGGCCGACAGCGACGUGGCCUCGGCCUCCUCCCCCUUCUGGAUGGAGAACCCCUACGUCAAGGUGGACACCAUCGCGCCCGACGAGAGCUUCUCCAGGCUGGACGCCGGCCGAGUCAACACCAAGGUGCGCAGCUUCGGGCCGCUGUCCAAGGCCGGCUUCUACCUGGCCUUCCAGGACCAGGGCGCCUGCAUGUCGCUCAUCUCCGUGCGUGCCUUCUACAAGAAGUGUGCAUCCACCACCGCGGGCUUCGCCCUCUUCCCGGAGACCCUCACUGGGGCCGAGCCCACCUCCCUGGUCAUUGCCCCCGGCACCUGUAUCGCGAACGCUGUGGAGGUGUCGGUGCCGCUUAAGCUCUACUGCAACGGGGAUGGGGAGUGGAUGGUGCCCGUGGGCGCCUGCACCUGUGCCACCGGCCAUGAGCCAGCUGCCAAGGAGUCCCAGUGCCGUGCCUGUCCCCCGGGGAGCUACAAGGCGAAGCAGGGAGAGGGGCCCUGCCUCCCCUGCCCCUCCAACAGCCGCACCACCUCGCCAGCCGCCAGCAUCUGCACCUGCCACAAUAACUUCUACCGCGCGGACUCGGACUCCGCCGACAGUGCCUGCACCACCGUGCCAUCGCCCCCGCGGGGUGUGAUCUCCAAUGUGAACGAGACCUCGCUGAUCCUCGAGUGGAGUGAGCCCCGGGACCUGGGCGGCCGGGACGACCUCCUCUACAAUGUCAUCUGCAAGAAGUGCCACGGGGGCCCUGGGGCCGGGGGCCCCUCGGCCUGCUCCCGCUGCGAUGACAACGUCGAGUUCGUGCCUCGGCAGCUGGGCCUGACGGAGCGCCGGGUCCACAUCAGCCACCUGCUGGCCCACACGCGCUACACCUUUGAGGUGCAGGCGGUCAAUGGCGUCUCGGGCAAGAGCCCUAUGCCGCCCCGCUACGCGGCUGUGAACAUCACCACCAACCAGGCUGCCCCGUCCGAAGUGCCUACACUCCACCUGCACAGCAGCUCAGGCAGCAGCCUGACCCUGUCCUGGGCACCCCCCGAGCGGCCCAACGGCGUCAUCCUGGACUACGAGAUGAAGUACUUUGAGAAGAGUGAGGGCAUCGCCUCCACGGUGACCAGCCAGAAGAACUCCGUGCAGCUGGACGGGCUGCGGCCCGAGGCUCGCUACGUGGUCCAGGUCCGCGCCCGCACCGUCGCCGGCUACGGGCAGUACAGCCGCCCGGCGGAGUUUGAGACCACAAGUGAGAGAGGCUCCAGCGCCCUGCAGCUCCAGGAGCAGCUGCCCCUCAUCGUGGGCUCGGCCACGGCCGGGCUUGUCUUCGUGGUGGCUGUGGUGGUCAUUGCCGUCGUCUGCCUCAGGAAACAGCGCCAUGGCUCUGACUCAGAAUACACGGAGAAGCUGCAGCAAUACAUCGCUCCUGGCAUGAAGGUUUAUAUCGACCCUUUUACCUACGAGGACCCUAACGAGGCCGUGCGGGAGUUCGCCAAGGAGAUCGAUGUGUCUUGCGUCAAGAUCGAGGAGGUGAUUGGAGCUGGGGAGUUCGGGGAAGUGUGCCGGGGUCGACUGAAACAGCCCGGCCGCCGGGAGGUAUUCGUGGCCAUCAAGACGCUGAAGGUGGGCUACACCGAGAGGCAGCGACGGGACUUCCUAAGCGAGGCCUCCAUCAUGGGCCAGUUUGACCACCCCAACAUAAUCCGGCUGGAGGGCGUGGUCACCAAAAGUCGGCCAGUCAUGAUCCUCACCGAGUUCAUGGAGAACUGUGCCCUGGACUCGUUCCUCCGGCUCAACGAUGGACAGUUCACGGUCAUCCAGCUGGUGGGCAUGUUGCGGGGCAUUGCUGCUGGUAUGAAAUACCUGUCCGAGAUGAACUACGUGCACCGCGACCUGGCUGCCCGCAACAUCCUUGUCAACAGCAACCUGGUCUGCAAAGUCUCGGACUUUGGCCUCUCCCGCUUCCUGGAGGAUGACCCCUCUGAUCCCACCUACACCAGCUCCCUGGUACAGCAAGCAGCUGGGAGGGAGCCUGGGGGCGGGGCCAACCAGGCUCGGGGCUGGGGAUCAGCCCGGAGUCAUAGGGUGAAGGGCAUGUGCCCCCCCCACCAGGGUGGAAAGAUCCCCAUCCGCUGGACUGCCCCAGAGGCCAUAGCCUAUCGGAAGUUCACCUCCGCUAGCGACGUCUGGAGCUACGGAAUCGUCAUGUGGGAGGUCAUGAGCUAUGGCGAGCGACCCUACUGGGACAUGAGCAACCAGGAUGUCAUCAAUGCCGUGGAGCAGGAUUACCGGCUGCCCCCACCCAUGGACUGCCCCACAGCGCUGCACCAGCUCAUGCUGGACUGCUGGGUGCGGGACCGGAACCUCAGACCCAAAUUCUCCCAGAUUGUCAACACCCUGGACAAACUCAUCCGCAACGCUGCCAGUCUGAAGGUCAUUGCCAGCGCCCAGUCUGGCAUGUCACAGCCCCUCCUGGACCGCACAGUCCCGGAUUACACAACCUUCACGACCGUUGGGGACUGGCUGGAUGCCAUUAAGAUGGGGCGGUACAAGGAGAGCUUCGUCAGUGCGGGGUUUGCAUCCUUCGACCUGGUGGCUCAGAUGACCGCAGAAGACCUGCUCCGGAUCGGAGUCACCUUGGCUGGCCACCAGAAGAAGAUCCUCAGCAGCAUCCAGGACAUGCGGCUGCAGAUGAACCAGACGCUGCCGGUGCAGGUCUGACACCCAGCUCCCACCGGGUGUGCGUGCCCCGCAAGGACUACACAGGGACCCUGACCGGCAGGCUGGACUCUUAGACUUUCGGGUGCCCGGCCAUCGGCUGCGGCCCAGAAGAUGAACGUUUGGGGAGGCCCACGCUAGGACUUCUCCUCCAGGCCUGUGCUCCCUCCCCGGAAGGUGUGCCCAAAACCUCUUCAUAUUGAAGAUGGAUUAGCAGAGGGGUGAUGACUCCUCCUCAAGCCCCUCGGGGGGCCCAGGCCUUCCUGUUCUCCAGUGGGGGAUCCCCCACUGCUUCAGACGUGGCUGUUCUUCAGUGGAGGCCCUGGCAAGGGCAGGUUGGGGAUAAGCCUGGGUUCCAUAGGGCCCAGCCCUGGCAGGGGUCCGGCCCCCCAGGUAGGAAGAGAGCAGUCCCUCCCUCAGGAACUGGAGGAGGGGACUCCGGGAAUGGGGAAAUGUGACACCCCCAUUCCAAAGCCAACUGGCGCCUCCAGUUUGCACAGGGACUUGUUCUGGGGGCUGAGGGGCCCUGCCCCACCCCCGCCCUUGGUGCUGUCAUAAAAGGGCAGGCAGGGGCAGGCUGAGGAGCGGCCCUUGCCCCCCCCCAGAGACUGACUCUCAGAGCCAGACAUGGGUUGUGUGUGUGUGUGUGUGUGUGUGUGUGUGCAGAGAGCGUGGGUGAGCGUGUAAAAGCUUGGCCCUGGGCCCUGCAGUGGGCCCAGCUGGGCCUUUCAGCGGAAUAAAGGCAGUAAGA
This is a messenger RNA of Pipistrellus kuhlii (Kuhl's pipistrelle), 4432 nucleotides long. RefSeq names its product EPH receptor B3 (gene EPHB3). Lineage: Eukaryota; Metazoa; Chordata; Mammalia; Chiroptera; Vespertilionidae. The transcript has 15 exons. Gene Ontology annotation, cellular component: neuron projection; plasma membrane. Gene Ontology annotation, molecular function: transmembrane-ephrin receptor activity; protein binding; ATP binding. The record is from RefSeq and is a predicted model, not a curated record. Bases 592 to 3684 code for a protein of 1030 amino acids. Gene Ontology annotation, biological process: axon guidance; protein phosphorylation; cell surface receptor protein tyrosine kinase signaling pathway.